Molecule: messenger RNA, 1722 nt
Organism: Malassezia pachydermatis
Lineage: Eukaryota; Fungi; Basidiomycota; Malasseziomycetes; Malasseziales; Malasseziaceae
Product: 4-coumarate- ligase
Exons: 3
Coding region: 1-1722 (573 amino acids)
Biological process (GO): secondary metabolic process
Molecular function (GO): CoA-ligase activity
Source: RefSeq, a predicted model, not a curated record
AUGGUCCAAAACAGUGCUAGCGAGAACAAAACCCUGUCGAAUGCCCAAAUUCUGACGUCCGAGUACCCUCCUUCGACGGCGAAAAUGCCCUAUACCGGCAAUUUGUACAGCUGGGUCGUCUCGAACCCGUACGGUGUUUCCGAGGAAGAAGUCGCUUACUACCGCCUUGAUGGAAAAGCGAUCAAUCGCCGCCAUGUACAAGAAAUGGCCGGUGAAAUUGCGUACUUCCUGCGCCAUCGGCUGGGCUUGCAGCGCGGUGACCGCGUAGGCAUUAUUUCGCCCAAUUCGACCCUGUACUGCCCUGUGGUGCUGGGUAUCUUGCGUGCAGGUUUGACAUGUGUGACGCUGAACCCCAUCUACUCCUCAGAGGAGCUGCUGCAUCCUUUGAGCGACUCGGACGUGAAGGCCCUUUUCGUGCACCCUGUGGCUUUGCCGACGGUGCAAAAGGCCUUUUCCACUUUGAAGCUUUCCAAAACCCUUCCGAAUGGACAAAACCGGAUUUGGAUUAUGGACGAUGUGGACUGGAGCAACCCGCAGCCAACAGGCGAGCGUGACUUCCGUCCUGUACUGGAGGCGAAGGAGCUGCCUGUCGAGACUGUGUCGCCGACGGAAGACCUGGCUUUCAUUGUGUACUCUAGUGGCACUAGUGGCAAGCCCAAAGGUGUGAUGCUGACGCAUGACAACCUCAUUGCUGGUACAGAUACAUUCAUGUUGGUCAAUGAAGGCGAGUUUGGGCCGGGUCACACGGCCGUCGGCGUGCUUCCGUUCUUCCACAUUUUCGGCCUAAACUUCUAUACCAUGACAACAUUCCUGAUUGGUGUACAUGUCGUCGUGGUCCCGCGCUUUGAUAUCAAUGUGUUCUGCGCGGUGGUGCAGCGUUUCCGAUGCAGUAUUGCGAUGGUCGUCCCGCCCAUGGUCCUUGCGUUGGCGCGCCACCCUGUGGUGGACAAGUAUGAUAUGAGCACACUGCGUGUGUGCUUGUGUGGCGCAGCGCCGCUCGGUCCGGAGCUGUGUGAUGAAGUACAGAGGCGCCUGCCGAAUGUGUCCAUGGCGCAAGGCUAUGGCUUGAGUGAGACGUCGCCUGUGCUCCUGCGUGCCCCUGCCAAGGUCCAUCGCAAGCACCCUGGUAUGGCCGGUCGCAUUGUGCCGCAUAUCGAGCUGCGCCUUGUCGCGGAGGAUGGCCGCGACGUGGGCUUUGAGCAAGGUCAUAACGGCCAGCCUGGUGAAGUGUGGGCGCGUGGCCGUCCGAUCAUGAAGGGCUACUUGAACAACCCGGAAGCUACGGCGGAUUGCAUGACGCCUGAUGGUUGGUUCAAGACGGGUGAUGUGGCGAUUGUCAAGGAUGGCAACUUCUACAUUGUCGACCGUACCAAGGAGCUGAUCAAGUACAAGGGCUUUCAGGUCUCCCCGGCUGAGCUGGAGGACCACUUGCUGGGCAACCCGAACGUGGCGGAUUGUGCAGUGGUGGGCCUGUACGACAAGGGGCAAGCUACAGAGCUUCCACGUGCGUAUGUCGUGCCGACCGCUAGCAAGUUUAAUCUCAAGUCCAGCUCGCCCAGUGAGAAGGAGGCGUUUGCCAAGAGCAUUGCCGACUGGCUCAACAACCAAGUGGCGAACCACAAGAAGCUGCGUGGUGGUGUAGAAUUGAUUGAUGCCAUUCCCAAGAGUGCGUCCGGUAAGAUUCUUCGCCGAUUCUUGCGUGACCGUGCCAAUGGCAAAUAA